Messenger RNA from Scheffersomyces amazonensis, 3119 nucleotides. RefSeq names its product Cwh43p (gene CWH43). Gene Ontology annotation, biological process: GPI anchor biosynthetic process; fungal-type cell wall organization. The transcript has a single exon. NCBI's taxonomy places the organism in Eukaryota, Fungi, Ascomycota, Pichiomycetes, Serinales, Debaryomycetaceae. Bases 65 to 3043 code for a protein of 992 amino acids. The record is from RefSeq and is a predicted model, not a curated record. Gene Ontology annotation, cellular component: endoplasmic reticulum.
AGAUUAACCUGAGGUGUCAAUUAAGUAGUGACCGUCAUUAGCCGAUCUAUAUCGUAGAUAAGAUAUGACAACCGAAGAAAAAUCCAAAGUUUCAAGUGAGCCAAUUCCAAUUCCAGUCACUGCAAGGACUAGUGAAGUAUUCCGAUUCAAUGCUAAAUGGGUAGCAUAUCUUCAUGCUACCAGUGCCUAUGCUGCAUUUCUUGUUGCAUUAAUAGUGGGUUCAACCUUACAUUAUCAUAAGAUAGUGCAGAACUCAUCGUAUGGAUAUCCUGAUGAAUGGUUUCCUAGUGUUUCUGCUACAAUUGGUGAUAGAUAUCCUGAAAGAUCUAUAUUUCAAAUAUUAAUUGCUGUAACAGCUGGUCCUAGAUUUUUAUUAUUAAUAUUUAAUUUCAUUCGUCUAUAUAAACCUAAUACUUUCUUACCUUAUAUUGCCAUAAUUUCAGGAAUACUUAGAACUUUUACUUGUGGAGGUUUUGUUUAUAUUACAUCAACUGAUGAUCAUGAUUGGCAUGAUAUAUUUAUGAUAAGUUAUAUUAUAUUAACUAUCCCUUGGAAUGUGGCUAUCACUUUAUUAUCAGAUAAGAAAUCUAUACAAAGAUCAGGAAGAUUCUAUACUUCAAUCUCAUUCUUUGGAACUUUAAUACCUUUAAUAUAUUGGUUUAUUCAACAUAAAGUUCAUGUAAGAGCAGGUGCAUAUUCAAUCUAUGCCUAUUUUGAAUGGGCACUUAUUAUUUUGGAUGUAGCCUUUGAUACUUGGUCUAUUGUAGAUUUUAAAGAUAUAGAUAUUGUCUUUGAAGGUAAUGGUAUAUCUUUAAAUUCUACAGUACCAACCCCAAAAGUAUCUGAAAAGCAAACCCCAUUGACUGCUAAUGAUGAGUUUACAACCUUUGAAUUCAUUAUCAAUUCCAUAAAUUCAUUCAUAUUCUGGUCAGUCAUAACUUCUUUAAUCUUAUGUGUAUGGUACUUCCCCUUAUGGCAUAUGGGAAUUUCUGGUUAUGAAGCAGCUGUAUUUGCUUUAUUCAUUCCUAUAAUUAUCUUAAUUAUACCAUUUCUUAGAAAUUUAUUAGCUAAAAUCCCCUUUGUUACUAGAACUUUAACAGUAUUAUUUGGAAUUGGAGCUUAUAAAAUAGAAGAUCCUGAACAAAAAUUAUUAGCUAUAACGGCUGGUACAUCAUUUGGAGUUAUUUCCCUUGUAGUAGAACUUGGAGCUUUAUCAACUCAACCUAAGAAAUUCUUAUCAUUUAUAACUACUUUUAUUAUUGGAUUAACGGCUACAUCGACAGCUAAAUAUUUGAAUUACUCCAAUAAUCCUAUUUGGGCCAUAAUGCAUCAAGAAAAUGGAGGUUUCAAUGAAGUAGGGAUUGUUAUUGGAUUAUUGGGUUCACUUUUAACUCCUAGAUUAAAUGCCAAUACUUUCGCCAAACUUCCAAUUCAAGGUGGAUCUUUCUUAUUAGCAGCCAUAGGGGUCGGUGGAUAUAUGUUUACUAUUCAUUCAUAUUUAAGUGAUACAUCUACUUUAGCAUUAUGGACUUGGGAGGGUUUCCCCAUAAUAGGUCCAACUCCUAUAACUGCAGGAUUAAUUAAUAUUGGUUCAAUUAUAAUUGGAAUUCUCUUAUCACUUUCUGGAUCUCCAAUAAUUGAAUCAUCUCUAUAUAACAUCUUCUUAGGAGGUGGAAGUGCUACUAUACUUUACUUUUUUAAAGGUUGGUUAGGAUAUUUGGGUGCUUCAGUAUAUACCAUCUACAUUGCUUCUAUUUCUCCUUUAAUUUGGAAAUCCACUAUAGGUUAUAAUUCUGGUUUAUUAUUCUUUAUUGGAUUCUUUUAUUAUGUGGUAUUGGCCUUGGCCAGUGUAUGGAUUGUUGCUUAUGCCUUUGUUCCGGGUGGAUUCUUAUUAAGAGAAAGAACUGACAUUAUCUUAGCCUCCUCAUUCAUCCUGAUUUUGGUGGGGGUAUUUAAUUAUAAUGUUAGAUUCAAUAGUAAAGGUAGGAAUACUUCUCCAUUAAACUUUAAAUCUUGUACCCUUGUUAAACAAUCUCUAGUUGUUUUAAGUAUCUUAUUGGCUAUAACUGGUUAUGGAUUUAAUGUAAGAUAUAAUAACCCAUAUCAAAAACCAUAUAAUGAAGCAUCUAAAUCAUUCACAGCCGGUAUAUGGUGUGUUCAUUUUGGAUUAGAUAAUGAUAUGUGGUCUAGUGAAAUUCGUAUGAGAAAUUUAAUUAAAGAAGCUCAAGUAGAUAUUAUUGGAUUACUUGAAACAGAUACUCAACGAUUAAUUGGAGGUAAUCGAGAUUUUACUCAAACAAUUGCUGAAGAUUUAGGUAUGUAUGUUGAUUAUGGUCCUGGACCUAAUAAACAUACUUGGGGAGCAGCUUUAUUAUCUAAAUUCCCCAUUAUAAAUUCAACUCAUCAUUUAUUACCUUCACCAGUAGGAGAAUUAGCUCCAGCAAUUCAUGCAACCUUAGAUAUUUAUGGUGAAUUAAUUGAUGUAGUUGUAUUCCAUUCUGGUCAAGAAGAAGAUGUAGAAGAUAGAAGAUUACAAAGUUUAGGGGUUCAAGAAAUUAUGGCUAAUUCAACUAGACCACUUGUAUUAUUAAGUUAUUUAGUAACUGAACCAUUACAGGGGAAUUAUAAUACUUAUGUUAGUGAAAAAUCUAGAAUGUAUGAUAUCGAUAAUACUGAUUGGGAUAGAUGGUGUGAAUACAUUUUAUUCCGUCAAUUAAAGAAGGUUGCUUAUGCUCGUAUAUCCCGAUCAACCAUUACUGAUACUGAAUUACAAAUUGCUAAAUUUAAGUUACUUACUGACCAGGAAAAGCUUGAAGAUGAUCAACCAUUCUUAUAUGGUAAUAACUAUAUUGAUGAAAAUACUAUUGAUGAAAACUUAAGAAUGCCUCAAUUGUUUAGAGGAGAUGGGGUAAGAGGCCAUAGAUAUCAUGUGUUUGAUGAGCCACGAUACUUUGCUCAGGACAAAUCACAAGUCCAUAGCGAAGGAGAACAAGAGGAGCAAGAAGUGGAGGAAGGACAAGUAGAGGAAGAUUAUGAGCAAUAGGCUUACAUAAAAGUUACAUAGAGUUAGUUACUGAACAUGUAGAAAUCAAAUCAAACGUUAAUGAUAUAAUAAAUAA